AUGACACGCAGUAGUGGGAAGGAGAGCAUCAUCUACGAUCCGGAGAUUAACCAAACUCUUCACCGUCACCUUAGAGCUUUGAAGCAAGGAAAGCUUGAAAGAAAGAAGAAGGCUGAGCAAAGGACCAUGAUGGACUAUGCCAAGCCAACCCUCACCGAGGCAGCCUCGAGCAUAGUGAGACCAGUUAUAGUUGCCAACAACUUUGAGAUCAAACCGGCAAUCAUCCAGAUGAUUCAGAACAUGGUUCAGUUCUGUGGAUUGGCUAAUGAGGACCCCAACACUCACAUCGCUAACUUCCUGGAGAUAUGUGACACAUUCAAACACAACRGAGUUAGUGAUGAUGCUGUGAGACUCAGAUUAUUUCCUUUUUCUUUGAAGGACGAGGCUAAGACUUGGCUCGACUCUCUACCAGCUGGAUCGAUCUCAACUUGGGAUGAAAUGGCCAGCCGCUUCCAAUCCAAGUAUUUCCCUCCAUCCAAGACUGCAAAGAUGCAGAAUGACAUUACAACUUUCACUCAGCAGGACGGGGAAUCAUUAUAUAAGUCAUGGGAGCGCUACAAGGAAUUAUUGAGGAAGGUCCCUCAUCAUGGACUUCCUGUUUUGCUCCAGCUUCAGACAUUCUACAAUGAAUUGACUAAAGCAAACAAGACCAUCAUGGACGCUGUUACGGUCCCGCGCGUAGGAUCCCAUCACGGGUCGGUCCACGGUGCAAAAGCCCUACUUUCCCUUGCGCCUUCCCUUGCGUGCAGACUCUAUUAUGGAAACCGAAUGGCCCUCAUCAAGAAACUCAAUGACAUGCAGCUGACAGCCAUGCAAGUUCAAGCAGUAGCUUGUGAAUGGUGUGGGAGAGGUCACAUCAGUAUCAAAUGCCAAGUUGGAAAUCAAUUCAUGCAGACCCCUAAGCAAGUGGAUUUCGUAGGGAAUCUUCAAAGGCAGCAAGGUAACCACUAUCCUCGUGCCUUUAACCCCGGAUUGAGGAAUCACCCCAAUCUUUCAUGGUCAAAUCAAAAUGUGGUGAAACCUCCUCCUCAAAAUUUUGUUCAACCGGAGAAGAAAUCUAAUUUAGAGGAGCUGAUGACUAAAUUCAUAUCAAGUGGAGAAACAAGAUUUCAAAAUCAAGAGGCAUCGAUUAAGAAUUUAAAGACUCAAGUGGGGCAAUUAGUACAAAUGAUAUCCGCUAGAGUCCAAGGUGCCUUGCCUAGCAAUACGGAGGUGAAUCCAAGAGAGCAAGUGAAAGCUAUUACCUUGAGGAUUGGUAAGGAGCUGCAAGAGGUGGAAAAGAAAACAAAAGAAGAAGGUAAGAUGGAUGCAACUCUAGAGACCAAAAAGAAGGAGGAAGAGCAGUCGGAUUCAAGGAAGGAGACAAGCCAAAAUCCACAAGUACCAUUUCCCAAUAGGCUUAAGUGA
Molecule: messenger RNA, 1407 nt
Organism: Nelumbo nucifera (sacred lotus)
Lineage: Eukaryota; Viridiplantae; Streptophyta; Magnoliopsida; Proteales; Nelumbonaceae
Source: RefSeq, a predicted model, not a curated record